CCCGUUGCGAACAUCGCUGCCUGGUUUGGCACGACUGUAAUGAUACUCGGCGUAUGUACACGUAUUUGGAGUAAAUACAGUGUCCUUCGGAAAUGGACCAUAGAUGACGCCUUGAUUAUUGUUACGAUGUUCUUGGGCUCUACAAUGACCGCCACUAUUUCAAUGACAGUCGCAAACGGUUUGGGCCAACCGCAAUCAUCUCUGAGUAACUAUCAAAUUAUAGAGUUCCAAAAGUAUGGCUAUGCAUCACAGCUACUUUACAUUCCGGCUCUUUGCCUCACAAAACUGACCACACUUGUUUAUCUUCGCGCUCUGUCACCAGAAUCACACUUCGAAACUAUGAAUACGCUACUAGAAGUCUUCAUUAUAAUUUGGGGUCUUAGUGCCGAGUUUGCGAUUGCCUUCCAAUGCCAGCUACCUUCACCGUGGGCCAUUAUUUCCGGGAAAUGUUUUAAUACGGCUGCCUUCUGGAAGGCCAAUGGCGCUUUUGACAUACUAACGGACGUCAUAAUCGUCUUUCUUCCAUUGUAUCUUGUCUGGCCCCUUCAGAUGCCUUGGAAAAGAAAGGGUAUAGUUGUUAUGGCCUUCGGAAGUCGAGCCAUUAGAGUUAUCCCGUUCACAGCUUGGCGAAUCUACUCUCUGUCUACAACCAGCUCUCGCGAUCAAACUCUCUCGCUGUAUCACGGCUACCUAACCACUAGCAUACAACUUAACUUUGCUAUUUUCAUGUCCUGCGUGUCAUUCCUCAGACCCUUUCUGGAAAGCAUGGUCUCCGGUGGCAUG
Messenger RNA from Hyaloscypha bicolor E, 783 nucleotides. RefSeq lists its product as uncharacterized. NCBI's taxonomy places the organism in Eukaryota, Fungi, Ascomycota, Leotiomycetes, Helotiales, Hyaloscyphaceae. The annotation marks the transcript as partial. The record is from RefSeq and is a predicted model, not a curated record. The transcript has 5 exons.